AUGAAGGGCAUACUGGCGUUUCAAACUGUCACAGAUGAUGCCUUGGAGAAAAUACUCAACCCUAGGAAGAGCACAUCAUCCUCUGGGAGGCGAAAGACCACUGUCACUGAUGAUUUGGACAAUCCUGAAUCCUAUAUGUUCGAAGAGUAUAUCUUCCAGCAGCUAAACCAUCUCAGACAAGUCAACUGUCUCCGAAGACCUCUUCAACUCAUUGUAUCGACGGCGCAUACAGAGCGAGGUGCUUCGGGGGAUCAAUUAUACAGUCUAUACCUCAGCCGAGAGUUUAUAGAGGAUGAAGACCCUCCAUCUUACGCCGGUAGACAUUACCAACUCUACCAAGCCAGGACGAUGCCUGCAAGUUGGACAGGGUGA
Molecule: messenger RNA, 372 nt
Organism: Aspergillus niger
Lineage: Eukaryota; Fungi; Ascomycota; Eurotiomycetes; Eurotiales; Aspergillaceae
Exons: 3
Coding region: 1-372 (123 amino acids)
Source: RefSeq, a predicted model, not a curated record